Molecule: messenger RNA, 513 nt
Organism: Cetraspora pellucida
Lineage: Eukaryota; Fungi; Glomeromycota; Glomeromycetes; Diversisporales; Gigasporaceae
Source: the annotation of a GenBank genome assembly
CAGCAUUUAUAUAUGUUUGUCUUUGGUACUUAUACUCGCAACAACCACUUACGGAAUUUUUCAAUAAGUUUUCUUUAUAUAAAAAUUUAGAAAAUUUAGAUGCGACCCUUGGCUUUGAUCAUAUUUACGUUACAAAUGUUUCAAGUCGACCAGGAGCACAUGAAAAAUUAAAAUCAAUCGGAAAUAAAUUAAAUUUAGAAAUCGAAUUCUUUUCAACCACUUCCCAACUUGAUAGUGAAUCGCAACCAUUACAAAAAGCUUAUAUUAAUCAUAAUAUUUAUCAAUCAAUUUUAGAUCAUAAUUAUAGAAGUGCAUUAAUUUUAGAAGAUGAUAUAGAUAUUGAAUUAAAUAUCAAGUCAAUUAUGACUGAUAUCCAUCACAUAUUACCGGCUAAUUGGGAAAUUCUAUACCUUGGUCAUUGCAGUAAUUGGGAAGGGAGUUCGGGUGAACCAUUGCCAGAUCAAAAUCAUGGACAAUCUAUUUAUAAGCUUUUCAAAUCUAAUAGGCCAUAUU